AAACAAAACAAAAAAAUAUAUGGCUUAUAUUUUUGGUAACACCAUUGCUUUGAAUAUAAUAGGAAAACACUAUUAUUAUUAUUAUUAUUAUGUUUAAUGCAAAGUUAACGCUGUGUGUCAUUAUAUCAUUGUACAUAAAAAAAAUAUAUAAAAAAAUUAAAAUAAUUAUUUUUCUUAAAACUUAAAUUCUUACUCGCGUGCCAAGCCCGCGAAACCGGGCAGCGGGCCUAUAUAAGCAGGGGUCUGUGCCCACCGCGCGCACAGCCUGACUCAACUUUGAGUGACAUCCCCAGCAGUGCGUUUUCCUGAGGUAAAUUACUUUUUACUUAACCUAUUUAGUUAAAUGACUUUGUAAAAGUAUGGACCGACAACAAAAGUAAAUGACAUUUAAAACUAUGAAGAAAGAAAGUAAUAAAUUGUAAUUAUAAUAACAAUCCGUCUGAGGGAACAGUUCGUUUUUCUGAGGGUUAUACUACUAAAAUAAAUAGCAGACGUUUUCACUCAUGAAACCAGUUAAAUUGUAGUAAAAAUUGGACUUAUAGAAAUUUUUCUUUUCCGUUAAUUGUAUCACAUUUCACGAAGACGAUUUUCCGUCGUUUAAUAUAUAUUUACAGGCCGCUCAUCAGCGCCGUUAAACACCGAAAUGCCGUUACAUCCGUGUGACGUCAUUGCUGAUAGAGCCAAUCCGCUCCGUUUGAGAGACGCUCUUUCAUUUUAGAGUUAUGUCAUGUUAACAUUACUUUAAAAGAGACCAAUCAUACAAUUAUUCUUAAUAAUAUCUUCAUUAUUCACAAUUGUAUGGAAAGUAGUGCGUUGUCAGGUUUAACCGCGAGCGCGUAAACCCUUUCUCUAACACACGCUGGCGCGUGCACUUAGAGAGAGAGCGAGAGAGAGACAGACAGAGAGAGAGAGAGAUAAAACUCAUAAUCCUUGACACCUUUAUAGAAAUCGGUGAUUCUCAAGAAUGAAAAUGCAUUUUUACUUUGGCUUAUUUGUUAGUGGGCUGUAAGGUCUCAUCAGAAACAUUGCUCUGCAUUCUUCUUCUUAUCAUGCUUUAUUAAAUAAUAUUAUACAUAUCCAUCAGAGACUAUAAACUUUGGGAUUUAAUAGACUACAGUGAAAUUAAUUAUCUUCUCUCUCUUUUUCAGUGUCGAUUGCCGUCUUAUUGUUUAGCUACAUACACCACAACGGCUCUUUUAAGAGCCACAUCUUGAGAACGUCUUUGACUUUCAGCUACAUACACCACAACGGCUCUUUUAAGAGCCACAUCUUGAGAACAUCUUUGACUUUAAAGUUCUCUACAGUCAACCACACUCACUCAACAACGUUAUCCACAGUUCACACUUGAUCAAAACCAAGGUUGUUCCAGCUAAAAUAAAACAACAACAAAAAGAACAUGUACCUGAUAGUGGAGUUCGUCGGAGAAGGGAGUACCGGUCCUGUAGCAAAGUCCUGGUACUCAGAUGGCCACUCAUGGUGGCCUCCAUACAAAGACUUGGACCGGUUACUAAAGAGCGUCAGGUUGAUGGAGGCACCACAGCCAGAUAAGGGUUGGACCAAGCAUCAGGCCAGAAUUCUACAUGAGUCGGCAUCAUUUGACAACAUUUCCAAAAAAUGGAAAAGGGCAUGCUACACUUCUGACAUCUCAGAAUCUGAAAAUUCUAUAAAAAGAAUUCACAAAAAGAAAACAUUCUCAUCAGAUGAUGAGCUUCAUGAAACCCCCAACAAAAAAGUUAAAAUGAAUAGAGACAAAAAUCCACCUACACCAAAAAUCCAGCCCGCACCAAAAGUCCCGCCUGCACCAAAACCUCCAGCACCUCUAAAAUACAUCAAGACAAAAGGUCCUGUUGUACGACCUCUGCUUACAACAAGCAAAGCAGUGAACUCUUUCAGCAAUUCAUUUGUUAAUCACCACCAAAGGGCCAUGGAGAAGCCAGAGCAGGCCCGUUUUGAGACUUUCCCCAGCUGUCAAGUUCCAUCAUUGUCAGCUCCAGAUGUUCCCGUGAGCUUCUCCCAGGCAGAUGAGCCACAAGAUCAUUGGGGUGGACACUCACCUGACAUUCAAGAGAAUGCAUUUUCUUUGCUGAGACCUUCAAGUUCCAAGCAAGAAAGAACACAGCACCGCCAGCUGGAAACUUGGGAAGAACACCCAUCUAUCACUCAAGAGAACAAAUUCUCUGCCUUAAGACUCUAUCAAGACCAAAGACUAUCAACCACACAACAAGGAAGAAUGCAAACUGUUCCAGUGAGCUUGUCCAAUGAAAAUGAGCAAGAAGAUGCUUGGGAUGAACACCCAUCUAACUUUCAAGUGAACACAAUCUCUGAACAAAGAUCCUCAAGUACUCACCAGCCAAGAACAAAUAGUGCUUCUGGUGUGAGACGAUGGAGCUGCAUCACUAAUCAAUGUACACCUGUUGAGAGGACAAUUCUGGAGGCACUUAAUGAACUGGACAUGAAGAUCAACCAUCUGACUUCAGUGGUCCAGUCCCUGGCAGCAAACAACCGUUCCAGUGCUCCAGUGGUGGACAGCGAGGAUGAGGUCUUUCCUCUCACAACCAUGGAGGAACUAGACAAACUGGAAAGAAAAUUAUCAGAGAAAGCAAUGAUGCAAAAGAUGGUGAACAGGUUAUCCAUCAGUGGAGGACACACACUGAAGAAAACAAUAUGGAGAAUAUGCUCCAAGGUGUUUGGUCCUGUAGCCAAACAACUAAACUGGUGUGGUAGGGGAGAAAAGCGAGGGAUCAGGAAAACAAACAUAGGAGCACUCCUAAUAGGAGCAGCUAUGAAGAAUCCCGUGCUUCCGUCGCCAACUGAAGCAGAGGCUGAAAAACACAUUAAGGAUUAUCUCCGCUUGGCCCCAGGGAGAAUGCCUUGUUAGUCAACUUGAUUUUUUGUUGUUUGUUUGGUUGGUUCAGGAUUAAAAUAAUAAUAAUAAUAAUAAUAACAUAAACGACUGCUUAUUUUCAUUCACUGUUAAUAAAAGGAUACAAAUCAUUCAA
This is a messenger RNA of Carassius gibelio (silver crucian carp), 2999 nucleotides long. RefSeq lists its product as uncharacterized. The record is from RefSeq and is a predicted model, not a curated record. Bases 1397 to 2878 code for a protein of 493 amino acids. The transcript has 19 exons. NCBI's taxonomy places the organism in Eukaryota, Metazoa, Chordata, Actinopteri, Cypriniformes, Cyprinidae.